GAUUCACUUCACUCAAAAGCACAACCUCUCACUCACACUCUCUCACUUUCACUCGCACCACUGACAAGUCCAACACUCACAAUAAUUGCUAAAUAACGAUAAAAUCAUGGCUGACACAACACCCGAAGAUGACCGUGAACGCCUCAAAUCCGCCCUUUGGUACGCCAUCGGACAAAUUGUCGAUGAAGAAUCUCUCAAGCGCAACCGCAAUGCGACACCCCAGUUUAUCGGAGCUUUGACUGAAUUAGUCUGGUCGCAAAUAGAAAGCGUGGCCAUCGAUCUCGAAACAUUUUGCAAUCAUGCCGGCAGAUCGACUGUCACGACGGACGAUGUGCUCUUACUGGCGAGGAAGAACCCUGAUUUACAUGAGAUCAUGAAGACUUAUGUGGAUGAAAUCAAGGCGGACAAGGAGGCUGCGGCGGGGAGCAGUCGGACUGGUGGCGCGAAAAAGAAUAAAACGAGGAAGUAGAAUGGGAACUUCCUUAUUUCCAGCGAAAGAAGAGGAAGAAAGAAGAUUUGGUUAGAACAGGAGCUCACCCGAUGAUUCUGGCCGUUGCCGAUCCGAUCAUCAUCACGAGCACCUUUAUGCAACAGCCAUAUCGACCUGAAGCUCUUUGUGAACAUGGGCCGACUGCCGAAACUUGACAUGCACACGCCCCUCCUCUCUCAUGGUGGCAUUCAAAGAACGUCAGGUCCCAUGCGCACAAAUCGGUUGUAGGCUCUACCGAUAUCGGGCUUCUACCGAUCCCAUAACUUGGACCCUUCCAAUCCGCUUAUUUUAUCGGAAGCUGGUAUCCGAACCUGAAAUCCGUGCGGACGGGAGGAAUUGGCAGUCAUAAUAGUGAGAGGCCCGGCAGACAUCCCUUUCUUUGUCUAGGGGCAAUUUUGGCUUCGGGUUGAGAAUAGAUCUCAUACGAAACCAGCGUUAGUUUGGAAUCAUUGGGAUACUCCUGAGGGAUUCAUCCGCUAUCAAAGGCUACGAACCAAGUUCAAGUGCAGUUUCAUUAAACAGAAAACAAAUGCUAAAACCAAUGCU
Trichoderma virens Gv29-8 is the source of this 1036-nucleotide messenger RNA. RefSeq lists its product as uncharacterized. Gene Ontology annotation, biological process: replication fork processing; resolution of meiotic recombination intermediates. Lineage: Eukaryota; Fungi; Ascomycota; Sordariomycetes; Hypocreales; Hypocreaceae. Gene Ontology annotation, molecular function: protein heterodimerization activity; chromatin binding. Bases 107 to 469 code for a protein of 120 amino acids. The record is from RefSeq and is a predicted model, not a curated record. The transcript has 4 exons. Gene Ontology annotation, cellular component: Fanconi anaemia nuclear complex; FANCM-MHF complex.